AUGGAAUAUCAACCAGUCGCUCAAUCAAAUGACCAACAACCUUUAUUAGCUCCAACACAAAUACAACCGACUCAGCCUCCUAUGCAACCGACUCCACCAACUCAAAUCCCUUAUCAACAACAAUACCAACCACAACCACCACAACAAUACCAACAACCAAUCACGGUGGGCACAGCUCCUCAAGUCCAAACACAAGGCGCUCCAAUUUCGUUUGGUCAUAUGCCACAACAAGUCGUUUGCCCAAAUUGUCAACAAACCGUUUUGACAACUGUCAAAUAUGAAAAUGGCGUGUUCUCAUAUUUGAUGUGCAUUUUGAUCUGCUUUUUCACUUCCUUCUUUGGAUGCUGCUGCAUCGGUUUGAUCUUCUUGUGCAUUCCACUCGUUCAAACUGCAGUUCAUAGUUGCCCAGAGUGCAAAAGAGUCAUCGGCAUGCAACAACCUAAGUGA
Entamoeba invadens IP1 is the source of this 447-nucleotide messenger RNA. RefSeq lists its product as hypothetical. The transcript has a single exon. Gene Ontology annotation, molecular function: zinc ion binding. NCBI's taxonomy places the organism in Eukaryota, Evosea, Mastigamoebida, Endamoebidae. The record is from RefSeq and is a predicted model, not a curated record. Bases 1 to 447 code for a protein of 148 amino acids.